GGCAUUUUGUUGAAUAUCGUCUUCCGAGGAGAAUUAUUAAUUCUUAUAAGACUACCGUAUAUUGAAGAUGCGUGUUUUAAUAUUUUCAUUAGCGAUAACCCUUAUGGGUUCCGCUCUCGGAGACGAAAUUCCUACUGAAGAUAAUGUACUUGUGCUAACAAAACCAAUAUUCGACAAUGUUAUUGCUUCGAACGACUUCGUUUUGGUUGAAUUCUAUGCACCAUGGUGCGGUCACUGCAAAUCCCUCGCACCAGAAUAUGCGAAGGCCGCUACAAAGCUCUUAGAAGAAGAAUCUCCUAUCAAGCUGGCUAAAGUAGAUGCCACUCAGGAACAAGACCUCGCCGAGUUUUACAAAGUCAAGGGAUACCCAACUCUAAUCUUCUUCAAGAAAGGACACACUGUUGAAUAUAGUGGUGGUCGCCAAGCUGACGAUAUCAUUGCGUGGCUGAAGAAGAAGACUGGCCCUCCUGCCAUUGAAGUGGCCUCAGCAGAACAAGCUAAGGAAGUCAUUGCUGCCAACAAUGUAGUCAUUUUCGGUUUCUUCCCCGACCAGGGAUCCGACAAGGCCGUCACAUUCUUGAACACGGCCGGCUUAGUUGACGAUCAAAUCUUUGCUGUAGUUACUGACGAAAAGGUUAUCGAGGAACUUGAAGCUCAACCUGAAGAUGUAAUCCUUUACAAGAACUUCGAAGACCCACGCGUGAAGUACGAAGGCAAAGCGUUCACCGAAGACGAUCUGAAAUCCUGGGUGUUUGUUCAAAGCAUGCCGACCAUUGUUGAGUUCUCUCACGAAACCGCAUCAAAGAUCUUCGGAGGACAAAUCAAGUACCACCUCCUCUUGUUCCUGUCCAAGUCCGCCGGUCACUUCGAGAAAUACAUCGAGGAGCUGAAGCCCGUCGCCAAGAACUACCGCGACAGGAUCAUGUCCGUCGCCAUCGACACCGACGAGGAUGACCACCAGAGGAUCCUCGAGUUCUUCGGCAUGAAAAAGGACGAAGUACCGUCAGCUCGCCUCAUCGCCCUGGAGCAAGACAUGGCCAAGUACAAACCCACCAGUGACGAGCUCAGCGCCAACUCUGUCGAGGAAUUCGUCCAAUCGUUCUUUGCGGGAACCCUGAAACAACACCUAUUAACCGAAGAACUGCCCGCUGACUGGGCAGCUAAGCCUGUUAAAGUACUCGUCGCUUCCAACUUCGAUGAGGUCGUCUUUGACCCCACAAAGAAGGUUCUAGUCGAGUUUUACGCCCCAUGGUGCGGUCACUGCAAGCAGCUAGUCCCGAUCUACGAUAAACUAGGCGAGCACUUCGAGAAAGAUGAGGACGUCGUCAUCGCCAAGAUCGAUGCCACCGCCAAUGAGCUGGAGCACACCAAGAUCACAUCCUUCCCCACCAUCAAGUUCUACGGAAAGGACAAUCAGGUGCGCGAGUACACGGGCGAGCGCACGCUGGCCGCGCUCACGCAGUUCGUGGAGAGCGGCGGCGACGCGCCCGCGCCCGCUGCGAGCGAAGACGAAGAGGAAGAAGACACAGCGUCAAGAGACGAAUUAUAAGCGCACUUCCACUAUCAUAGGUGUCGUACUGCGUAGAUAUUUUUAAAAUACUUACUAUUCCGGCUCCGGUCAUACUGCGAGACUCCUUAUAACAAACAACCUUUAUCAUUUUUGGAAAUGUACUUUUAGAAUGUAAGAUAGUCUUCAGUGUGAGGUGGCCUUCGAACUAAUUUGCAUUUCCUCCGCUCGACUGUAAAUUUUUAUUGUUAGGGUUGUAACGAAUAUAAGAAUGUUUUUAUUUAACUUUGCAACACGUACCAUAGUUUAUAUGUAACCUUUUCUACUUAUGAAUUUUGAUAUUUUUUUAACAAUACUCCUUUGGUCGAUUUGAAAUUUCAGGACCUAAUGGGAUUUAAUUUAUGAAAAUCGCAUAAUUUAUUUCAAACAGCAGCAUAACUAGUUUAUGUAGUUAUGUAUGUUAAGUGAAUCUAUUUAUAAUUUCUGUAUCAUAAUAGUGUUUCGUUUCUCACAUUCCUUUGUUGGUUGAGUUUAAUCGAACAAGUUUAGUCGUCGCUAGGAGUAAAUUGUUUUUUUUUUUACGUUUUGUAACAUAUUUCUUAAAUAUAUCCUGUUCAUCACAAAAAAUAUUUUUAAGACGAAAUUGUUAUAACAGUUUUUAUUAUAUUUUUGUAAGAAUUUUUAUUUUAUCCUUAAAUUGAAAAGUUUAAUGAGGUGAUUUUAUAAAUUGAAAUCUAUUUUCGUAUUUCCUAGAAAGUACUGUUUCUGCAUUUGUCUAACUAGUAAUGUAUUACCUUGAUGAUAUCUCAAUGUAAUUGCCAAAACCCCACUUAUGUAUCUGUUGGAUACAGAAAUUGAUAAAUAAAUAUAAUAUAAAUAUA
This is a messenger RNA of Melitaea cinxia (Glanville fritillary), 2388 nucleotides long. It is a transcript of the gene Pdi, whose product is annotated as protein disulfide-isomerase. Gene Ontology annotation, biological process: response to endoplasmic reticulum stress; protein folding. Gene Ontology annotation, cellular component: endoplasmic reticulum. Gene Ontology annotation, molecular function: protein disulfide isomerase activity. The coding region runs from base 68 to 1549 and encodes 493 amino acids. The record is from RefSeq and is a predicted model, not a curated record. Lineage: Eukaryota; Metazoa; Arthropoda; Insecta; Lepidoptera; Nymphalidae. The transcript has 10 exons.